AAGAAGUGAGAUAAAACGUAAUUAUUUUUCUUUGCAGUGAAAGAAAUUUAACUUUUUAAUCGAUUAUUUUCAUAGUUCUGAAUUCUGAAUAUCUUUUUGUAAUAUUGCAAGCACGAACUAUACGUACUUAUACGUAUACACAUAUACAUAUAUACAUAGUACCGGGUACUCAUUUUGGCGGUUCACUAGUUGCACGCGGCACACGGAAAGUGGUAAAGAGAGAGUAGGUGGUUGUAUUAAUACGAACUUCAAAGGUGGCGGGCGAGGUGUAUAGUGAAGUGAAAAACGUGAAAUGGAAUUGCACACGCCGAAGCGUGAAACGCGUCCCUUAGAAGCAUUGCCGUGUAGCCCUCCGAUGUGCGAUAGUAUGCUUUAUCCGUGGAAUUGGAGUGAAGAGGCGAGAAAUGUAAAUCUUAGUCCGGGUAGCUCAUGCUCUUCACCAGAAUAUAGAGAAAAUAGCGUGGUAGCCACGCGAUCCGGGCCUCGAUCGCGUUCUGGAGGUUCAGAAAGUCAUCGCCGUGGUCGACCGAGAGCUGAUGCUCUUUCGAAUCUUAUGAUGCAAGGAAGUACUUCACCAAGUAGUAUAAAAUGUACUUAUUGUAACCGUGUAUUUCCACGAGAAAAAAGUCUUCAAGCACAUUUGCGUACCCAUACAGGGGAACGGCCAUAUCCAUGUGAUUAUCCUGGAUGUACAAAAGCUUUUACACAAUCAGGACAAUUAAAAACCCACCAGCGAUUACAUACUGGAGAAAAACCAUUUUUAUGUACAGAACCUGGCUGUGAAAUGCGAUUUACACAUGCUAAUAGACAUUGUCCAGAUCAUCCAUAUGCUACUCUUACACGAUCUGAUGAUUUUGUGUUAAAACCAGUAUCAGAAAAUACUGAGUUACCUCAUGAUGUUACCAGAUGGCUAGAACGUUACAAAAUGUCCAGAGAAAGGGAAGAUAGAACACCUACAGGAAAGAAUGAACGUAAAAAAAAAACAUGGAAGAGUAGUUCAGAAAAUCACAAAAGAGUUAAAUCUAGAAAAGGUUUGAUGAUGGAUGCAACAGGGGAACAAGAGAAUUUAGAUUGUAAGCAGUCUAAUCAAAGAUUGUAUUGUGGAGAAAGUCAGGAUAGUCAAGAAGAAAGUCAAGAUGAAGAUCCAACAGUAUUACAAACAUCUGAAGAUGAAGAAAUAGGAACAAAAUUAGCAAUUACUCCUUUAAGAAGACCAUUAGAUAGACUUCAGCCAAAGAAAAGGUGGUUACGUGAAGCUUGUUUAGAACAACAAUUAGCAAAACCUUUAAAUUGGGACACUAAAUCUAUUAAUGUACCUUCAACUAUUUCAUUUAAAAUUAAUGAUAAUCAAAUGCAUUGGAGUUCACCUGUUAAUAAUUCAUCUACUUUGUUAGAUAAUUCAUGUUUAAAUGCAUGUAAAGAAAUUGAACUUACAAAAUCAGAUGUAGAUGCCUCUUAUGCAUCUGCCCAAAUAUGGGAUACAACUGUAGAAAAUGAAUCUCUAGAACCACCAGUAAAAGAAGAACAAAAAUAUGUAUUUCAAACAUCAAAUAUAUUGCCUCAAAGUAAUUGGAAUUCUUCACAUCAUGUGAAUAAUUUUUCAGAUGAUAUAAAUCAAAUAAAAACUAAUAUUAAUCAUUCUACUUGUAAACUUGAGUCUUCUGAAAGUUCAAAUAAUAUAUAUUGGAAUAAUAAUUUAACAAAUGAAAUAUCUAAAUCUCCACUGAAUCAAUCCAAUAUAACAAUUCAAGAUUUUGGUCAAAAAAAUAUUUCCAAACAAAAUACAUUUAUAAAUUCUCAUAUUAGCGAAAAUGUAACAAGACCGACUGUUUUGAUGUUAGCUGGAAGUUUUAAUAAUAACAACAACAACAACAACAACAAUAACAAUAAUAAUAAAGAUACUAUUUCAAAAUUAUCACCAAUAAAAUCUGAAACAGGAUUAAAAGUAGUUGUUGUUAAGCAGGAGGAUAAUAUUAUCAAGUUACCAAUUCCAGAGGAUAGUCAAAAAUGGUUAGGAGCUUUAGCUUUGAUGGAAUUAGCUAAAAAUCAAGAAGAGACAGGAAGAAAUGUGAAUUUUAAACAGAAUAAAGAUGAAUUCUAUGUUAACUCUGAGCUGAAUUAUACCCAUUUAUAGACUGUGAUUACUGGCUAUUAUAGUUUCGUAUUAUUUUUGUAUGGCAGAAAAGAAUAAAAAUGCAUUUAUUGUCAAUGAAGUUCAUUUUUGAACAUGAUAAUGAAAAAUUCUGCCUUUCUUGUUACAUUAUCAAAUAGCAUUUUUUACAAUUUUCUUUGAUAUUUUUCUAAUUACAUUAUAAUAUUACAGUUUAUUAUGUUGACCAUUUAUUA
Molecule: messenger RNA, 2346 nt
Organism: Apis laboriosa (Himalayan honeybee)
Lineage: Eukaryota; Metazoa; Arthropoda; Insecta; Hymenoptera; Apidae
Product: regulatory protein MIG1-like
Exons: 2
Coding region: 293-2134 (613 amino acids)
Biological process (GO): central nervous system development; regulation of transcription by RNA polymerase II
Cellular component (GO): nucleus
Molecular function (GO): DNA-binding transcription factor activity, RNA polymerase II-specific; RNA polymerase II cis-regulatory region sequence-specific DNA binding
Source: RefSeq, a predicted model, not a curated record